Molecule: messenger RNA, 3302 nt
Organism: Asterias rubens (European starfish)
Lineage: Eukaryota; Metazoa; Echinodermata; Asteroidea; Forcipulatida; Asteriidae
Product: NF-kappa-B-activating protein-like
Exons: 9
Coding region: 632-1642 (336 amino acids)
Biological process (GO): regulation of gene expression
Cellular component (GO): nucleus
Molecular function (GO): chromatin binding
Source: RefSeq, a predicted model, not a curated record
AAAAUCUAUGUUUUAAAAACAGACAAAGACUCAAUUUCCUUCCGACUGGCAGAUCGUUUCACAUUGUGUCCCAGAAAAAACAAAGCUUCAGCUAUCACAACUGGCCCGAGUCUUGGUACCAAUAAGUGUGUGUGUGUGUGGGUUCGUGUCCAUGUGUCGCCGUCUGUCUGACGACUGAAGCAGUUUUCAUCAGCACCAUUGAUAGCGCCCUCUAUUGACAUUGUUUCUCUGUGUGUGGGGGGCCGGCACGUUUAUAAGAAGAAGGUCGAGUUGGUGAAAACGUCGUCGUCAAAAUAAUGUUUGACCCUCCUUACUUAGUCCAUGCUUUGCUUAGUCCUUCCUCUUGAAAUUGAUACUCCGAAGUUUUAAACGAAAACAUUAAAACUGGAACUAAAGGCUAAUUAAAUGCUGUAAGCUGUUACCUUCUGACGAGGUUCGUCACAGAUUUGUCACACUCACACAGGAUUUGGUACACUUCAGUAGCAAGUUCUUCGGAUACAAAUUAUUUUUCACUUUGCUGAAUAGUGUCACAACAGAUGCAGAGCUGAUCGAUGUAGGGAGUUGGAAAAAGAGACGUGUCACAAACAACUAGUUCUUGACAAUUUGAAGGGCUUAUUAAAGUGUUUCAAUUAUGGGCUACGGCGACAGAAGUCGAAGUCCAUCCAAUCGAGAGCACCAUAGCUUACAAGAGAGAGAGCACAAACACUCAAGGCAUUCAAGAUCACGAAGUCACUCCCCCGAUCGAAGGGUCAAGGGAGGUCAUAGGUCAAGUUUGAGUAUAGAUGACCAUGACUGGGACAAUAAAUACAGGGAUGACAUCCGACAGAACGGACAUGGUGGUGGUGAGAGACAUCAGAGAGGAUCUGGAGAUUGGAGACAAGAAGCUCAAGAUCAGCAAGAGAGAUUCUUUGAAAAGAGGCGGAUUGAGCGAGAGACGAUCAUGGAGCAAGGUGUGAAGGAAGUUUGGGCGGGGUCACCUGACAGGGCGGAGCCAGACUCUGACCAGUUCAGCAAUACGGAGAAUGAUAAGGACGAAGAUUCUGAUGCCAGCAGUAGUACAGACAGUGAAGAGGAGAGAAGAAGAAAAAGGAAAAAAUCAAAGAAGGCGAAACGCAGGAAAGAGAAGAAGAAGCAAAAGAAAAGUAAGAAGCGAAGCAAACGCAAAAGGAAAUCCAGCUCUAGUAAUGACUCGAGUGAAAGUGAAAGUGACAGUGACGAAGCAGAAGAUCAAUGGGUUGAAAAAACCGCAGGAGCAAGGACGGAUGAGAACAUUGUGGGACCGAUGCCCAUGGGAAUGGCUGCAGGUGGAGCUGCUCCACUAGACUUUGGACGUGCAUUGUUACCCGGUGAAGGUGCUGCCAUGGCAGCUUUCGUGGAAGCAGGGAAACGUAUUCCACGCCGUGGUGAGAUUGGAUUGACUAGUGGGGAAAUCGUCACAUAUGAAGAUGCUGGCUACGUCAUGAGUGGUAGCAGACAUCGUCGCAUGGAAGCGGUACGUAUCAGAAAGGAGAACCAGAUCUACAGUGCUGAUGAGAAGAGAGCCCUUGCUUCAUUCAACAAGGAGGAAAGAGGCAAGAGAGAGGACAAGAUCCUCCGAGAUUUCCGGGAGAUGGUUCACAAGAAAGUCAAGGAGAGAAAAUGAAGCCUCCGUAAAGUCUGUUUCUCUGAAGGCGAUUUUGCACUGUGGGGUAAACUACAUUAUAACCAAGCAAACGGGUAACUUGAUCAUUUUGAUGUCCAGAUUGAGCAGCCAAGGAAUAUUUCAACUGAGUCCAGUGGGAAUUUGAACCGGCGACCUUCUGCCCAGGUAAAGUAUCCUGGUCAACCGGGCAGUACAAUACCAUGUCCGAUUAGCUGCACAGCCAUGGUCACACGAGAUGCAAAAGUGUACUACAACAUGCAUCUGGUGAUGUUCACACUCAUAAUUGUCCAGGGGUAUACAGAACUCAUAAAAUGAACCCCUUUGCUUUCGCUUUUUGUCUUACUUUCAUUUGCUGUGCUUGUCUUCAAUCAUUGUUUACAAGGUCAUGUAAUUUUUCAUAUACGAUUGAAGUUCCCUGACGGUAACGUCAUCUUGUAUUUUUUAUUCAAUCAGUCGGAAUGUUCACGAACAACUCUUGUUAGUUUGCCUUCGUCAAACAAUCCAAAUGGGAACACAGUAAGCUUUACCCUUUGAAAAAGCUACUUGUUGGCUCUGUUAAAAUUAUAUUAAUUCAAUCAAAAUCAAAUCUCAAAUCAGUGCUGGGAGUUAAGUAGCUUUUUUUUUUAACUUGAAAUAAAAAUAAACAUAGUUUGUGAAUAAUUAGAAAGCAUAAUAAACCACAAGGGAAACUGACUGUAUACAUGUAGAAAGACUGCCAACAUAGGACUAUCAGGCUCUGUUGGUAGAGCACCAGUUUGUUAAUCUGUAUGGUGCUGGUCCAAAUCCUGCUAUGUAAUUUUGUCUUUUUUUAAUCCCAAAUAAUUUAAAUAGAAAACACAUCACCCCUUGCAACCCAAUUUCAUAAACUUGUCAAGCACAAUUAAAGGAAGGAUUACUUGGACAGAGGGUAUACCCCCAUCCUCGAUGCUCUUUUCCCUUUGUAAAGACGUAAACACCCCCUCCUCCCUAAAUCCUCUAAAGAAAACUUCUGAUUCCAAGCACACAGUGCAGACAAAAAUUAGGGUGGGUUAAAUAAAGACAAAAUUACUAAAGCAGGAUUUGAACCAACGCCCUCCAGAUUAACAAGUCAGUGCUCUACCAACAGAGCUACCGUACAACAUCCACCCCAAAUAAAAAUGUUGUACAGGCGCCUUGCCCUUUAAUUCACCCUCGAACUAUCCACAUAUGACUGGGAGUGCCUAAUUGGAUGCACAUGAGUGCAGUGCUUAACUAGAAGGCACAUGAGCAUGAUGAGUGCAUUCCUUGGCAGCUGAAGAGUCCAAUGCACCAAGUUUUAAUGGGAAGACAGAUGCUGUACAUUAAAUAAUUAUAAUAGUCAACUGUAAAUAUCCAGAACUUUUACAUUAACUAGCCACUGGGACCAGUUAUAGCCCGCCAGGUUUUUCAUUUGUCCGUAUUUCUAGUCAGACAGGGUUGCUUUUCCAGGACCACUCGGGAAAAUGUUGACUGGUCUUGGAUGUUCUAGAAUGUUCUAGAAUGUGGGAAGGUUUUUUUUCUACAUUGUUUCGAAUAAUAAAUACUACUUGAAAUACAUAUACAUGUAGUUCUUUGUUUUUUGUUUGUUUCUUUUAUUUGAUGUUCAACAUACAUGUACAUAAAGAUUGUUAAAACUUGAGGGACCUCAACCCCCCCCCCCCCC